Molecule: messenger RNA, 1913 nt
Organism: Frieseomelitta varia
Lineage: Eukaryota; Metazoa; Arthropoda; Insecta; Hymenoptera; Apidae
Product: 3-hydroxyisobutyrate dehydrogenase, mitochondrial
Exons: 7
Coding region: 549-1499 (316 amino acids)
Biological process (GO): L-valine catabolic process
Cellular component (GO): mitochondrion
Molecular function (GO): NAD binding; NADP binding; 3-hydroxyisobutyrate dehydrogenase activity
Source: RefSeq, a predicted model, not a curated record
AGAUAUUAUAUAUUAUCAUGCCAACUGGCAUUGAAUAUAUAUAUCUUUCUUAAUGAAUUGCACGUGCAAAAAAUUUUGUCUUCAUUUCAUGAUAUAAUUGUAGUCGUAUAAAAAAAGUAAUCAUACAUUGAACAACGUACAAGGUUAUUUAUUAAACAACUACUUAACACAUGCGCAUAUUAUUAUAACGCAAUUAUAAUAAACUUGAAGAAAAUAUUUAUAUAUCUAGUAGAUAAGCUAUGAACUUGCCGAUAACACGAACGUUCAUUUCACGAAAGUAAAUAUUAUUCACGAGCAGGCUGAUUAGUCUCUCGUCGAAUUCUGCGUCGUACACUAGACCACUAAAUUUUAUGUAUGAAAACAUUAUACCACCUUUUGUUACUUUGCCUGUAAAUGCGCGUACUAUCAUUCUUGAGAUAUAUAUACAUAACGUUCCGUGACAGUUUUAAUUAAAUUCCACGUUUGUAUGACGUGCACGAAACUGUUCCGUAAUAUCAAAAUUUGAUGAUAAUUUGCAGUUUUCUUAAGACGCGCCGAGUAUUUUCACAAUGAGUUUCUUCGCUUCGUCAAUGAAAUUUAUCGUUCGUGUUGUGACAGGGAAACGAUGCUUUUCGCGAGUCGGUUUCAUCGGUUUGGGCAACAUGGGUGGUCAAAUGGCGAGGAACAUUUUGAAACAGGGUCACAAACUAAUAGUCUUUGAUGUCAACGAAUUAGCUGUGUCGAAUUUAACAGAGGUAGGUGCUGACAGAGCCUCGAGCCCUGCUGACGUGGUGAAAGAUGUCGAAGUAGUUGUGUCGAUGCUGCCGUCGAAUCAACACGUUCUGAACGUUUACAAUAUUAAAAAUGGCCUGUUAAGUUCAGCAAAAAGAGACACUCUGCUGAUCGAUAGCAGCACGACAGAUCCGUUCGUCUCUCAAACUUUGGCGAAAGAGGCUGCAAAGUCUGGCGUUAAUUUUGUAGACGGUCCAGUGUCCGGAGGUGUGAACGCUGCUAAGGAUGGAACGCUGACGUUCAUGGUCGGAGGUUCGAAAGGAAAUUUCGAACUUGCCAAGCCCCUCUUAAAAUCCAUGGGAUCAAGGAUAGUUCACUGCGGAGACGUGGGCAUGGGUCAAGCGGCAAAAUUGUGCAAUAACAUGCUUUUGGCUGUUAGCAUGAUCGGCACAGCCGAGGCAUUCAAUCUCGGGCAAAAAUUGGGGCUGGAUCCCAAGGUGUUAGCUGACAUUGUAAACUCGAGUUCUGGCAGAUGUUGGUCUUCCGAGUUGUACAAUCCCGUUCCAGGUAUCCUUGACAAUGUUCCGAGCUCGCAGAAUUACGAGGGCGGUUUUGGAGUGAGCUUAAUGGCCAAAGAUUUGGGACUGGCGCAGUCUGCUGCAGUUAAUGCAGAAGCAACUAUACCUUUAGGUUCCUUGGCUCAUCAAAUUUAUAGAGCAAUUAUUGCUCAAGGGUCUGCAAAGAAAGAUUUCAGUUUCGUUUACCAGUUUCUUAAAGGAACACGGUAAUUUUUAUUGUAGAAAUGUCUGAUAAUAAUGUAACUAAUACACUGCCAUCUUUUUUAAUUUUUCACAUAUAGAUUAUUACAUAUUGAAUCUUUUUUAUUUCAAAUUUUGAAACAUGCGGUAACAUAGAGUGCGCUACGAGACGGAAUAAUCGCAGUGUCGGUAACAAGUCAAAAAUAUUAAAAAAUUAAAAUAUUAGAAAUUAAUGUUGUUUAUGUUACAGGAUAGAAUAAUAAAUAGAAUAUAACAUGAAAAACAAAGGGAAUUGUUUUAAAUUAAAGUGUCUUUUUUACCGGAAUAUUAGUUCCCUUCUGUACCGAUCUCGUCACGCUGAUAUUUUAUAUGGUAUCUUUUAAAGUUGUCUAUAUUUAUAGUACAAACAGAGAUUAUCGUGUGAAAAUUAGCACGUGUAUACCU